This is a messenger RNA of Nicotiana tabacum (common tobacco), 327 nucleotides long. Lineage: Eukaryota; Viridiplantae; Streptophyta; Magnoliopsida; Solanales; Solanaceae. The record is from RefSeq and is a predicted model, not a curated record.
AUGGAUUUGAGGAAAGGAUAUUAUCAGGUUCGCAUAGCCGAAGGUGAUGAACCAAAGACGACUUGCGUGGUGUGUUACAAGGCUUUUGAAUGGUUGGUAAUGCCGUUAGGCUGGACCAACAUCCCCGCUGCAUUCUGCACUUUGAUGAACAAGAUGCUCCAUCCAUUUUUCAAUCAGUUUGUAGUCAUCUAUCUUGAUGACAUUGUGAUUUACAGCACCUGCAUGGAGGAACAACUUGAUCACCUCCGCAAAGUUUUCCAAGUUCUAAGGGAAAAUGACCUGUUCGUGGAGAAGGAGAAAUGUUCUUUUGCCCAGCACCAAGUGUAA